This is a messenger RNA of Pygocentrus nattereri (red-bellied piranha), 997 nucleotides long. RefSeq names its product transcription factor Sox-14. The record is from RefSeq and is a predicted model, not a curated record. The coding region runs from base 143 to 784 and encodes 213 amino acids. The transcript has a single exon. Gene Ontology annotation, molecular function: DNA-binding transcription factor activity, RNA polymerase II-specific; RNA polymerase II cis-regulatory region sequence-specific DNA binding. Gene Ontology annotation, biological process: regulation of DNA-templated transcription; anatomical structure morphogenesis; cell differentiation. NCBI's taxonomy places the organism in Eukaryota, Metazoa, Chordata, Actinopteri, Characiformes, Serrasalmidae.
UGGACCACGCGUCGCAUCCUCCAGCAUCCACCUGAGCACGAAGCCUCCCCAUCCAGCGGCACUUUAAGGUCCUGUAGAGGUUCUCUUUUCUCUUCCUGCUGAAACCAGCCUCUCCAAAUCAGUUAAAUGCUCUUUGAGGAACAUGUCGAAGCCCGUGGAUCACAUCAAGAGACCCAUGAAUGCAUUCAUGGUGUGGUCCCGAGGCCAGAGGAGGCAGAUGGCGAUGGAGAACCCCAAAAUGCACAACUCUGAGAUCAGCAAACGGCUCGGAGCUGAGUGGAAACUCCUCUCCGAGGCUGAGAAGAGACCUUACAUCGACGAAGCCAAAAGGCUUCGAGCUCAGCACAUGAAGGAACAUCCCAACUACAAAUACAGACCCAGGAGAAAAUCCAAGAGGAGUGACGGCUUCGUGUUUCCCUCGCCUUUCCUAGUAGAGCCGCACCAAGCCAGAGAGGCUCUUUCCUUCUGCAUGGACAGUCCAAGGUACCUGCAUCCGUCUGGGUCCACACAGUCUUCUGCAUUCUUUGGUGGGAGCCACCUCAGCUCUGCCGGAGCGCAGAAGAUCAGAGAACUGCCUCAUGCUUUUUACACCUCCACACUGGGCUACCACAGCGCACUCUUGGGCACACUGGGAUGUCCAAUGCAACCAACGAAGCCUGGGUACAUGGUGCCGUGUAACUGUCCACUGUGGCCGACGUCCAGUUUGCAGCCGCCUGUCGCUUAUUUGCUUUUUCCAGGGGUGAGCAAGACUGGACUCAACUCAGACUGCUCAGCAAGUCUGUGAAAAAGAGGUGAGAAGACGGACGAAGCAGUGACGUUUCUGUAACCGACCAGGUUUUUUUCCGUUUGUGUCAUUUAAACUGCAUUAAUGUUUACCACGAAUAAUACAGUGUUUGGUCUAAACCAAAUGUAAAGUAUUAACAUGUUUUCCAUUGAAAAAAUACAAACAAAAGGGCAAAAGUCCAAAACUGUAAAACUGUACACUGAAUAAAAUGAA